Molecule: messenger RNA, 1365 nt
Organism: Entrophospora sp. SA101
Lineage: Eukaryota; Fungi; Glomeromycota; Glomeromycetes; Entrophosporales; Entrophosporaceae
Source: the annotation of a GenBank genome assembly
UAUCCACCCCAGAGUAUAUUGGAAGAAAACACUCGUUCCAGAUCUAUUAAUUUCGUUCGUAUUAUUAAUAAAAUGUCUAAAGCCGUUGCAUAUGCUGAGAGGCGUGGCGGAGAAUGUCAUGCCGUUGCAUAUGCUGAGAGGCGUGGCGGAGAAUGUCUUGGUAAAACUGGCCAAAUAAAUGGUUUCGAUGUAUAUCUUUGGUCAUGUGAAAAUGGACUCCAUCAAUGGGAAGCACCUUAUAAAAUCCAGAAGAAUAAAUUCGAAUGGUGUCCAUAUAAAAUGAAAACCAAAUAUUCUAUAAAAGAUGCUUGUAAAAUUGCUACGGAACGAAAUGGCUUAUGUCUUUCAGACAGCUAUAUUAACUGCAAUACAUCUUUAUUGUGGAAAUGCGCUAAAGGUCAUGAAUGGAUGGCCCCCUUUCAUAGAAUUAAAAAUGCUAAAAAAUGGUGUCCGCAUUGCUCAAAAAGUAAAUCUUACACUAUUGAUGAUGCUAAACGAGUUGCGAAUAAUAAAAAUGGAGAAUGCCUUUCAGAAAAAUAUAUUAAUAGUAUAUUACCACUACGGUGGAGAUGCGCUGAAGGACAUGAAUGGUAUUCAGCACUUAGAAACGUAAAAUAUUGUAAUACUUGGUGUCCAGAUUGCGCACAUACUAGACCUCUUACUCUUGAAGAAGCUAAACAAAUUGCACAUAGUAGGAAUGGUGAGUGUCUUUCUGAGAUAUUCAUUAAUAUUCGUUCGCCUUUAUUGUGGAAAUGUGCUAAGGGGCAUAAAUGGAGUGUUAGUCUUACAAGUAUAAAACAUUGUAAUAGUUGGUGCCCAUAUUGUGUGGGUACAAGACGUCUUACUCUUGAAGAAGCUAAGCAUAUAGCUCAUAGCAGAAAUGGGGAAUGUCUUUCUGAGGUAUUUGUUAAUAUUCGUUCACCUUUAUUAUGGAAAUGUGCUAAAGGUCAUGAAUGGUAUUCAACACUUAAAAACAUUAAAAAUAGUAACUCUUGGUGUCCAUUUUGCCGUUUUUAUAAACGUGAAAAUUUAUGCCGUAGAAUUGUAACAAAAUAUCUUGGACCUCCUUCAGAAAAUCGUUGGCCCGAUUUCUUAAGAACACCAGAGUAUCCAAACGGAUUAGAACUUGAUAUUCCCUACUAUAAUUAUGGUUUCGCAAUUGAAGUACAAGGAGAACAACAUGCAAAAUAUCACGAAUUCUUUCAUAAAAAAAAUCCCAAUAAUUUUAUCAAACAGCAAGAACGGGAUCAACUCAAGGUGGAAUUAUGCGAAGAAAACUGGAUCGUUUUAAGAUAUGUUUGGUACUAUGAAGACCCAUAUAUAGUUAUUCCAGAGCAUCUUCGAGAAUUGGGUCUUAUUGAGUAA